UGCAUCGGCCAACCUUCGCGGCACCACCCAUUUCUCGAGCCAACCUUUGAGGUAAUGAAAUAUCCAGUCGUGACUCCCAUCCAGCGGGCGACCUGUUUACCUCUCUCUCUCUCUCUCUCUCUCUCUUCUCUUACCGUCCCUUCUCCCCCGCCUAUCCAAGCAGAGGACCUUGAAGAAGGUAUUGCACCAGUCGAUCUGUUUGAGGAAUCAAUCAUACCGGCCGUUUCUGGCUUUUUGGCUUUUUGCCUGUUCCUCUGUGCAUCUGUCUGACUGCCAUUGUCCACCUUUAAACCACCAAAACCUACACAGCUUCUCGAUUCCGGCUUCAAUUGGCACACGGCCGGCCUCGUUCAUCCUUUCUUCUGCCUCAAAAGCGGAACUGGCACGACUCAGCCAACGGGGCUCCCGUGAUAUAUUGGCCAAGCCCUCAUUCAAACCCAUAACACUGAUUCCCCCUGACCACGCUGUGUGAGAACUGGCGGAAAUGUCUCGAAACAAUUCCACCACCUCCCUCCUCCAGGGCUUCUCUGUCUUCCAGCCCACGCUCGGAGCUACUCUGCAAUGGCUCCCGGCUCUCGGCUCCAAGGAGCUUGACAACAUGAUCAAUGCUUUCUUCCCCGGCUCGUGUUCGAUCCAGGACAAGCGGGCCCACAUCUCGAUGGAUUUCUUUGAGUACUCGCGGCAGACCGGCGAGAAGUUCAAAUUCUAUCCUGUCCUCGCCGACUCUCACAGCUCCACUACCGCUCCUUCCCCCGCCAGCUCCAGUGCAAUGCACGAUUCUGGUUACGGGUCCAGCUUCAAUCUCUCCCCAGUUGCUGUCUCCGACAUGAGCCCUUGGGUCUACCCGCUCUCUUUCACACCUGCCCCGACUACGUCCCAGCCGCGGACAAAUUCACGAUCGUCCCCUAAGAAGAAGUCCGCUGUCCCCAGCUCCCAGCAAGCCGACUUCUCCAGCCUCCCUGGCAUGCGAAUCAUGACCAAGGAUGGUCGCGAUGUCACCAACUCGGCAUCCAGAGGCUGCAAGACCAAGGAGCAGCGGGAUCACGCACACCUCAUGCGCAUCAUCAAGGCGUGUGACUCCUGCCGGCGGAAGAAGAUUCGCUGCGACCCCAGCCACAAGAAGCGGAACGCAUCCCAGGCCCAGCCUUCUCAGCCAGUGUCGAGGCCGGCAAAGAAGGCAAAGGUCACUGUCCACGACAAGCCGUUGGUGGACUUUGGAUCUGCCGGCUUGAGCUUACUUGUUGCGGAUCCAAGCUUAGAGCUCGAUCUCGCCUCUGCAGAUCUUGCCUUGCAGAGCUUUGCCGACCCGGCCGACGAUCUCUGGGAGCAAUUCGUCUGCUUCGGUCAAGAGACGCCCUUGUUCUCUGACAAUUACGACUUCUUCUCCGAUCCUGCUGGCCAUCUUUCUUCCAGCAGCGGGUCGUCUUCGACUUCCCCGUCACAACUAUUCACACCCUCCACCCUUAUUCCAUCGGCGGCGGCCUGUGGGCUACCUCCCGGGUCGCCGAGCCUGGAGCCCACUCUGCCGUAUCUCAACCCUGAUGGCCACGGAUCCAGCUAUGUCGACUUCAACCUCUAUUCGCCUGUUUCUGAUUUCUUGGACGAAGAGCUCCAACCGAUGAGGAAACCACAGACUGGGGCAAGAGGCCAAGAUGGGCCCAGUUAUUCCCUGGCAUCAUGUGGUGAGAUGGAACCGAAUCCUGGGACGACCAGCCUGCAUGACCCUGUUCCCGGGGACGCGUCACUGCAAGUGGGACGACUGAGGCUAGAUCACGGCCUAUCCCGGUCGUCCCACCUGCCUUGCUCGGUUCAUGAUCGCUCUGCACCCGCCUCAACGGACCAGCGUAUGGGCAGAGAACAACACGGAGUAGUUCCUUCCCUCGGUCAGACUCGACCACAGCUAUCACCAGACGAUGCAAGCCUCAGGAUCGGCUCGGGUGUCCGCGCGGCCGUGGACUGCCCCAUUGGCCAUGCUUCUGAACAACUCUUCGCCGGCGCCCAAUCUACGAGUCCUGUCGUCCAACAAUACUCUGCCACUGCACCGUGGCCGUCACCGAUCCUGGUUCCUCCACCUCCGCUACCCGGGAACAGUUCGCCACGCUCCAGUGAGGGCAUGAACAACACUGUUGUCCGUGUUCAUGGUGUCCACAGUUCAAUCCGAGACAGUACAAACCGUCCGAGAAUGGAAACACAGGCACCGUUGAGGAUACUCCGGUGCACACCGGCGUCAACGUCCGCAAAUACAGCCAGCGGGAAUGGCCUUGGAGUCCCCGGAAACCGUCACCAUCACAACCUGGCAGGACAGCACACAGCUUGGUCGCAUCCAACUCCUCCCACAGAAGGAUCCCCCGUUUCGGGACAAUCGCCUUCACGUGGGACGAAUGUUCCCUCACGCCAUGGCACUUCAUUAGCAGUUUCCGGUGCUGGUUCCGUGUUGGCCCACCAGGCGUCACGCGGAUCUCUGACCGACAACUACCAUCUCCAUGACGCCUCGGAUGCCGUCCGAUUCGGGCUGGAACCCACUGCGGGAGAGUCUCUUAUGGACUACUCGUGCCCACUGCUGAGCGGCCUCGUGGUGGCUCUUGCUCUCCUCUACCAGCUGAUGCGACAUGUUCUUACCAGAGCAACACAGGCCGUCAGCAAACCUCUUUCGAGCGGUCUGCUGAUGUCCAUCUCGUUCUGCCAUGUCCUCAUAUCUGGUCUUGUCUGUUGUCUAAAGGUAUCUGAUACUGACUCGCAAAAUUUGGGCCGCUGGUCCAACUUCCUCGUCGCCAUUGCCCUGGGAGGCGCCAUCUUACUCGCCUGCGAUUCCCGGCAACCCAACUCCACUGCACAGCGGCUGUGUGGCCCUGCCAACAACCGCUCAACGAUCGUCAACGCGAGUCGCAUUGUCGAACCGAAAAUCCAGAAGGUGUUGAUCCCUCUCCGGCGUUUCCAAUCUGCCUCUACGAAGCAGUUGGUGAAGCAAUUGGCUCAGCUUGGCUCCAUCCAGUCGGCAGGGUUCUAAAUCCGAGAGCGUGACCGGUUACUGCAAUUGCGGGCAAUUGAAGCGCACCUCGCUGAUGGUUUAUUUUCGAACGCGAGUCUAUUUCCUUGAGAUACCCAAACUUGUUCAAGAGACAUGUUGUCAUCCUCUCUCAGCUGUUGUAUGUACGUGUACUAGGUGUGAUACGCUUGGGAGCGCCGUUUGUUCGGCGAUGUAGCGGCGAGGGGGAUGAGCUGGUUGGCCAGCAAGGAAUUGCCUGGGCAACGCCUAGGGUUGCCCAUGGAGGUAGUUGGGUUUGAUCUGGUUUGGAUCCUGCUAGGUAUCUGAUCGGGAAUACAAAUCCUUGGUGGCCAGCGUAAAAA
This is a messenger RNA of Phialemonium atrogriseum, 3348 nucleotides long. RefSeq lists its product as uncharacterized. The transcript has a single exon. Gene Ontology annotation, biological process: regulation of DNA-templated transcription. Gene Ontology annotation, molecular function: DNA-binding transcription factor activity, RNA polymerase II-specific; zinc ion binding. The record is from RefSeq and is a predicted model, not a curated record. NCBI's taxonomy places the organism in Eukaryota, Fungi, Ascomycota, Sordariomycetes, Cephalothecales, Cephalothecaceae. The coding region runs from base 485 to 3007 and encodes 840 amino acids.